AUGCCGAGCAUCUCCGACAGCGACCUUGUUCGUGACGCCAAACGGGUCCACUGGCUUCCUGUUCCCAUUCUGACCGACGCCGCCGCCGCUACCGCUGCAUCUUCGCCCGAGCACAGCAUCGACAGCCUGAUCGAACCCGAUGGCAUGUCGACGAAAACCAACAAGGGUCUUCGCAAUGUCAAGGCCAAGAUGCAGGCGGUUGCGCGGUUCUUGUCAGGCUCGAAGCGGCCAGUGUCUGAUGCUGCCACAGGUGUCAGUGAUAAGGGCCUUCCGAUUGCUGGUCAGGGAGUGCCAUCGAUUGUUGUGGCGUGUCCGAGGGGCGAUGUGGUGCGGAAACAGGCUGCGAGCCGUGGUGACGUUCCUGGGACCGCAAAGGAGGUUUGUGUCCAAGUUGGUGCGACGGAUGGCAACGUGGAGAGGCCUGCGAUCGACAGCUUGCGGGAGCGCCUUGUCGCUCAGCAGGGGAUCGCCAAUCGUCCGCCUCCGCCUCCGCCUCCAACUCUUCCUCCGCUCCCGCUUCCAAAGCAACGGGACUUUCCGCCUGAUGUCUUGCAGCCCAUGGCACGUCCCCCGAUCGCCGUCGCUGCGAAGAAACGAUACGGCAAUGGCCUUGAACGCGGAUUAGGCUUAGCACGACACGGACUGCCCCGGACACGUACCGCCACACCUCAUCCAGCCCAUUCCCCCGCUGUCCGCUUGGCCAGUCGACCCCUGCCUCCCACGCCUGCCGUUCUUCCGACUCUGUCUACUUCGCUUCCCAUUGCUGAGCAGCAACAAGCUCAGCAUCAACCUCAGCCUCAGCGCCAACAACAUCAACAGCGGGUCUGCACUUCAGACCAACUCCCAGAACUCGGGCUGUGCAACCACAUUCGACCAUGUUCGGAAGCAUCAAGCAAAAAUUCCGAAAACACCAUCGCGGACUCGCAUGUCGACGCAAAUCUCCGUCUCGAACGAUUCCCCUCCCUGCGUCGUCGAGCCGACGGCAUGCUGCUCAAUGCCAAUCGUCUAGCUGAGGAGCUCGACAGUCUAGUCACCUUCACCGCACAACGUCGACGCCGCCAGCAGGCAAGGUCGAACGCGUCUUCAGCCACUGCGGCGCACGUGGCAGACAGCAGCAACGCGGCGCUGUACCACUGGCGUCCGUCGGACAAAUCGGCGCGCGCCAUCUCGCCAUUCGAUCACUACCUUCAGCAGCAGCAGCUGAACGAAAAGUUCCAGGUCGCGGCAGGGCACACUGCAGAGCCCUCGUCGCUAUUCGUCGAGGACAGCAGCGAAGAGCUUGAGUCGGUCAAGAGGAUCCAAAAUUGGAGGGUCAACAUCAUGCAGGCUCCGUCGGUGCUUUCGAAGGUGGCUUCGGCGCAUUCAAGGUGCAUUGCCCAGGACGAUGGUGUUUCGUCGCAUUUGACUUCUAUUAGCAGGAGUCCGCUGUCCAAGAACAGCGCCGCGAUGGGAGGGCGAGAGCAGAAAGGCAAGGUGAAAGAAGCAGGUUCGCAAACGACGUCAAUUACGCAGGCGCACCUGAUCCCCAAGAUUGACUGGGACAUUCUUCGAGACAUGAAAGUGUCGGGUGCAAAGAGCGUGAAGUCGAGCGAUAGGCAGCCGCCUCCAAUCAGUCCACUCCAGCUGGGCACGCACCACAUCGCUCGACUGUCUGAUUCGCAGUUCGAUCGCCUCGCCCGCGCUACUGAAAGGUCCCCUCCUUCCGCACCCAUCCCAUGCGAGCCCUCCACCCUGACCGUUCCCGGAAAUAGCAGCCGCCAGCAUCUUCACGCGGCCGCGCUUCCUACUACGCCCACGUACCUUCUCCCCACGCAUAUGACAGAAGAUGACCGCCGAACCUCGCUCGAUACGCCCGCGACCACGCUGUCCGUUCUGGAAAAGAAAGCAUCGCAACACAUCGACACGCUCGACGGGAUGAUCCGACGUCACCCGGAUCAGAUGUAUCGCAUCUUCAAGAACCGGCCUGGGCUGCUGUUGGUGGUCAUGCUACGGUACAAGGUGGAAGAGCGCAUUUCGGCGGUGCCGCCGGUUGUUGAUGCGGCUCCUCUCGUGGAUCUGGCGAUGAGUAGGGAUAGUACGAGGGAGGCGAAGGGCAGGGAUUGUUUGAGCUUGAUCGAGGAAAGUCUGAUCGAUUUGCGCUUUGACGACGAACGGGCCGAGGGUCAACAGAAGCUGCAAACGGAUCAAAGCCAGUACCUGUCGCUUCAGCAGCGCAGUGCAGCGGUAGAACAGAGCACGCAGAGCAUCGACACUUCCCAACACCACACGGGUGCCCUUGGUAAUGUCGGCAGCCUUUCACGCAGCCCACCCAUCCCUUCCUCAAGUGCCUCCAUCAACGCCUAUCGCACAACGACAAUCGUUGCAGACGAAGAAGUCGAAGUGGCCGAACUUGGCUCCCGCGGCGAGGCAGUGUUGCAAGAGAUCAUCCUCCGCUUCGAAAAAGCCGGCGAGCUGUGUUCGGUCCAACAGACACUCAUUGCGCUACAGGACCGACUGAUGAACGCUAACACCGACUGCAGCCGGCUGAGAGAGAGGCUGAGUGUGGUAAGUCCCGAAAGCCCUUGA
Molecule: messenger RNA, 2565 nt
Organism: Sporisorium graminicola
Lineage: Eukaryota; Fungi; Basidiomycota; Ustilaginomycetes; Ustilaginales; Ustilaginaceae
Exons: 1
Coding region: 1-2565 (854 amino acids)
Source: RefSeq, a predicted model, not a curated record